Chelmon rostratus (copperband butterflyfish) is the source of this 1661-nucleotide messenger RNA. RefSeq names its product purine nucleoside phosphorylase 5a (gene pnp5a). Gene Ontology annotation, cellular component: cytoplasm. Gene Ontology annotation, molecular function: purine-nucleoside phosphorylase activity. The record is from RefSeq and is a predicted model, not a curated record. The transcript is spliced from 6 exons. Lineage: Eukaryota; Metazoa; Chordata; Actinopteri; Chaetodontiformes; Chaetodontidae. Gene Ontology annotation, biological process: nucleoside metabolic process. The coding region runs from base 235 to 1116 and encodes 293 amino acids.
GCCUUUUCCCCAGACACAAGUGAGAAGAACUGAAGACUUUACCUGGACUCCAAAGAAGAAGACCUCAAGAGAAGACACCUAUCAAAAUCACCUCCUCCCGGCUUGUAUAAUAUCUGGGCUCUGAUUCAACGUUUUGCCGCCUUGGAACUUGAUUUUUUUUCUGCGCUGAAAAGUGUGCAGUCGCCCAUUUGCUCAUUUUUCUGACAUCAUCAGCCUCUUACUUAAUCUGCUGCAAUGUUUCCAGAGGUAAACAAAGGCUACAGCUACGAGGACUGCAAGGCCACUGCCGAUUGGCUGCUGGCCCAGACAGACGUACGACCCACAGUGGGCAUCGUGUGCGGCUCCGGGCUCGGAGGCCUGGCUGACAUGUUAAAGGACCAGGUAGCCUUCAACUACAAGGACAUCCCCAACUUCCCGCAGAGCACCGUGCACGGACACGCCGGUCGCCUGGUCUUCGGCACCCUGAAGGGAAGGCCGUGUGUUUGCAUGCAGGGGCGUUUCCACCUGUAUGAGGGCUACCCAAUCCAGAAGAUCACGCUGCCCAUUCGCAUCUUCAAGCUGCUCGGCGUGGAGACGGUGAUGCUGACCAACGCAGCCGGAGGCCUCAAUCAGGACUUCAAGGUGGGAGACGUCAUGAUCAUCAAAGACCACCUCAACAUGCCAGGCUUCGCUGGCAACAAUCCGCUGGCUGGACCCAACGAUGAGAGGUUCGGUGUGCGUUUCCCAUGUAUGUCCGAUGCCUAUGACAGAGAGCUGCAGCAGCUGGCCAUGGACGUGGGGCAGGAGCUCGGCUACGGGGACUUCCUGAAGGAGGGUGUCUACUGCGUGCUGGGCGGACCCUCGUUCGAGACCAUCGCUGAGUCCCGUAUGCUGCACAAACUGGGUGCUGAUGCCGUUGGCAUGAGCACGGCGCACGAGGUGAUCAUCGCGCGUCACUGCGGCAUGCGGGUCUUCGCCCUCUCGCUGAUCACCAAUCAGGCGGUGAUGGACUACGACAGCGAGGAGAAGGCCAACCACGAGGAGGUCCUCCAGACGGGCAAGCAGCGUGCAGAGCAGCUGGAGCGGCUGGUGUCCACCAUGGUGACCAGGAUCGAGCACAACAACAACUACGCCUAAGAGACGCCGCGCUGCGUCACGGGCACUCAUGCUAGUCCAGAGCUAGCAUUUUUUAGCAUUUUGGUGUGACUGAAGGAGACUUAAGGUGGUUACGGUUCACAUUUAAGUAUGCUGUGCCAAAGAAAUUCACACACAGUUUAUUAUUUAGAUGAGCAGUUGGUUGUUGGCUGUUUUUAGGGUUAGGUCAAAAGAUGAUAGCAAUCUUCGUCCUCUGAAUAAUCUCUCUUAGAUAUAAACAGAUAUAGACAACACACACAAUCUUUGUUUUCAUGUCACCGUGCUUACAUUCCUCCUAUCGAGCGGCUCCACGCGAAGAAGUCGCUUGUUUUUGUAUCAUUUUAGUCUAGGCGUGUUUGUUCUAACUUAAAAUAUAUGAUCAGCUUGUGUAAAUGUCUGCGAUUUAACUUAACAAUGAGCAAAAAAUCUAAUGUAAAGAUCUUAAUAUUAUGAUGUUGUUGAAAUGUGUACAUUAGUGGACUUAAGGUAUUUUAUGUGUUUUUUGUGCUUUUUUUAAUAUGAAUGUUGUUAUUAAAGGUUAAACUAUU